AUGUUCCUCUUCUCCCGGAAGACCAAGACCCCCAUCAGCACCUACAAUGACUCCUACAGGGCUCCUACCUCCAUCAAGGAGGUCUACAAGGACCCACCUCUGUGGGCCUGGGAGGCAAAUAAGUUUGUGACCCCGGGUUUGACUCAAACCAUGGAGCGCCACGUGGAUCCUGAAGCCCUGCAGAAGAUGGUCAAAUGUAAUAACCAGGACUACAGCUAUAAGAGUUCCAUAUCGGGACACCCCUAUUUGCCUGAGAAGUACUGGCUUUCUCAAUACGAAGCAGAUAAGUGCAGCCCAUGCUACCUGAGCAGUGACCGUUACAACACGUGGAGGACAGCACGGUACAACAGUCCCUACUGGAACAAGUACACCACCUGCCUCCCCCGACUGCCUAAGGACGCCGGGAUGGAGACGGUAGCUCGAGGAACGCCCUUGGAGUACCCUCCUAAACCGGAGCGGCUCAACGCCUACGAGCGCGAGGUGGUGGUGAACAUGCUGAACUCGCUGUCGCGGAACCAGCAGCUGCCGCGGGCCAUGCCCCGAUGCGGGUGCUUGGACCCGCUGCCGGGCCGCCUGCCCUACCUCGGCUACGAAAGCGCUUGCUCGGGCCGCCACUACUGCCUGCGCGGGAUGGACUACUGCACUGGCGAGGCGCCGUACACGGAGCGCCGCCUGCGGCCUCUGUGCGCCGAGCAGCCGACUGUAAGGGCUGUGUCACCCUACGACCACCGGCCCGGAAUGGAAUGUGCUGUUACAACUCUCCCGCCGUCAUACUACCCAUGUCCGAACCUUAGAUGGGAUACAAGUCACUUCAAGAAGACAGGUGGUGCCCAGAGAGACAACUAUGUGGUGCACCCUGAAUUUGUGUCUGAGACCUAUCCCGACUACCAUUGCUGGUAG
Lepus europaeus (European hare) is the source of this 900-nucleotide messenger RNA. RefSeq names its product sperm microtubule inner protein 6 (gene SPMIP6). Lineage: Eukaryota; Metazoa; Chordata; Mammalia; Lagomorpha; Leporidae. The coding region runs from base 1 to 900 and encodes 299 amino acids. The transcript has 7 exons. The record is from RefSeq and is a predicted model, not a curated record. Gene Ontology annotation, cellular component: manchette; perinuclear region of cytoplasm. Gene Ontology annotation, molecular function: alpha-tubulin binding.